Messenger RNA from Glycine soja, 2103 nucleotides. RefSeq names its product O-glucosyltransferase rumi-like. The transcript is spliced from 6 exons. Bases 366 to 1859 code for a protein of 497 amino acids. NCBI's taxonomy places the organism in Eukaryota, Viridiplantae, Streptophyta, Magnoliopsida, Fabales, Fabaceae. The record is from RefSeq and is a predicted model, not a curated record.
AACUAUAUUUUGAAGAAGCGUCCAAAUGUCAUAACUGCAAACAGUGCUGACUCGAGUUUCGGGCGGCAAGCCUUGUCCACCAUGUGUUUGGUAAAAUUUCCAAAUCGAGCGUGCCUCCACUUUUUCUCUGUCAUGCAAUCAUGCAGCACCAGACAAAGCAAAGCCAAAAUAUAUCCCAUCAUCACACAUAAACUCUCUCAACGUUUCAAAAUUCAAACACUUCCCCACGUGGCUUCUCAUGCAAAUGCCACCACCAUAUCAUUGCAUAUGGGAGGGACCCUUUACCACCACGAGAAAAAAACAACAACUAAAAAGACUAAAAGUGUGUCUCAAAAUAGGACCCCGCCUUUUCCACAAGUAACUGCAUGUGCCACUCAACACCACAACCACAAUGCACCAAAACAACUCUUUUUCUUCUUCUUCUUCUUCACCAUUCUCAAUUCUUUUCUUCUUCUUCUAACAUGGGACCCUCUUCCACGCACACUCCUCGUUCCCCUACGUACUUAAUUCCCUGCGUUAUAGCUCUUGCCCUCUUCUCCCUCACUGGACUCCUCCUCUACAAGGUGGACGACGUCGCUUCGCGCACCGGAACGGUGGUGGGUCACAACCUAGAACCGACGCCGUGGCACGUCUUCCCUCACAAGCCCUUCGACGAGGAGGAGUCCCGCCAGCAGCGCGCGUACAAAAUCCUACAAUGCUCCUACCUGACGUGCCGCUACGCCGCUGAAGCCCUCGGCGGAGCACGGCGGAGAACCGGCGGCGGCAGGGAGGAGUGCCCCAAGUUUUUCCGGGCAAUCCAUCGGGACCUGGCGCCGUGGUCGGAGAGCCGGAUAUCGAAGGCGCACGUGGCGGCGGCGCAGCGGUACGCGGCGUUCAGAGUGGUGAUUGUUGAAGGGAAGGUGUUUGUGGAUUGGUACUAUGCUUGUGUGCAGAGUAGGGCAAUGUUUACACUGUGGGGGUUGUUGCAGCUUAUGAGGAGGUACCCUGGGAUGGUGCCAGAUGUGGAUAUGAUGUUUGAUUGCAUGGAUAAACCUUCUGUUAAUAAGACUGAACACCAAGCAAUGCCUUUGCCUCUAUUUCGGUAUUGCACCACAAAAGAACACUUUGACAUCCCUUUUCCGGAUUGGUCUUUCUGGGGUUGGUCAGAAAUAAACAUACGACCCUGGCAGGAAGAGUUCCCAGAUAUCAAGCGAGGUUCUCGAUCUGUUACUUGGAAAAAUAAGUUACCAUGGGCAUACUGGAAAGGAAACCCUGAUGUUGCAUCUCCUAUUCGUACUGAAUUAAUAAAUUGUAAUGAUUCUAGGAAGUGGGGAGCAGAGAUUAUGCGCCAGGAUUGGGGGGAAGCAGCUAGAAAUGGCUUUAAGCAGUCAAAACUUUCAGAUCAGUGUAAUCAUCGGUAUAAGAUCUAUGCUGAAGGGUAUGCAUGGUCUGUGAGUUUGAAAUAUAUUCUCUCAUGUGGUUCUGUUGCAUUGAUUAUAUCACCCCAGUAUGAAGAUUUUUUCAGCCGUGGCCUUAUUCCAAACCAUAAUUUUUGGCUUGUUGAUCCUCUAAAUCUAUGUCCAUCUAUAAAGUAUGCUGUAGAAUGGGGGAACCAACACCCAGUAGAGGCAGAGGCUAUAGGGAAAAGAGGGCAGGAUUUAAUGGAAAGCUUGAACAUGAAUCGAAUUUAUGAAUACAUGUUCCACCUUAUUUCUGAUUACUCAAAACUUCAAGACUUCAAGCCUACUCCACCACCAACUGCCCUGGAAGUUUGUGUAGAAUCUGUGCUUUGCUUUGCUGAUGAGAAGCAGAGGAUGUUCCUCAAUAAAUCAUUUACAUUCCCUUCACAUAAACCUCCUUGCAAUCUCAAACCUGCCUAGUUAUAUCACCUCUUAGUUUACACAACAAAUAUACUAAAGGAUUUUACACAUCCAAGAAUAUGGAAACUCCCAGUGAACAUUACACGUUAUUUAAUAGUGUAAAAAUAUAGUGCCUUUUAGGUUAUCAUUUACAAGAUUUAGCUUUAGUAAUAGGCCAUCAUCAUUUAUCAGAAAACAACACCACAGGAAUUUCAUUUUCAUUCUCUUCCCGGUCAUUCUUUUGUUACUCUGUUUUUUUUUCUUA